This is a messenger RNA of Chaetomium fimeti, 1068 nucleotides long. RefSeq lists its product as uncharacterized. Bases 1 to 1068 code for a protein of 355 amino acids. The transcript has 4 exons. Gene Ontology annotation, molecular function: protein binding. Lineage: Eukaryota; Fungi; Ascomycota; Sordariomycetes; Sordariales; Chaetomiaceae. The record is from RefSeq and is a predicted model, not a curated record.
AUGGAUUCCCCCGGGCCCAGUCUCGCCGCACUCAUGACGCUUCCAGUUGAAAUUGUCUUGUAUAUCGCGGAUCAAUUACACGACUGGUGGGACAUCCACAACCUGAUGAGAGCCUACGUAGGCUGCAAAGACCCCAAUGGAGACACGACUCGCCGGUUUCAGAAACUCAUGUUCCGCACCGACGCACGCAACGCGAGAACACUCGCCUAUCUGAAUACCAGCUACAAAGACCAGCCCUUCAUGCGAAUGAACCCGGAGAUGUUAGCGUGCCACUGGGCGAUCCUCAUGGGCGACGUCAAGGUUGCUCUGUCCGCCAUGCCGGAAUACCGCGCUCAGGGAAACGGAACCCAUCUUUUCGGGCCGUGGUACUGGAGGCGAGUCCCCGUCAAUCUUUGCCCGUCGGGCCAUGAAAAGAAUCUGACCUGGGGUCCCAUCUGUCUAAACAGGUCGAAGGGGGCAGUUGGCCCCAAAAGGUCCGUCCCCUUCGGAGUCACCGCUCUUGAUCUGGCCGCUCAUCAGGGACGCAAGGACUUUGUUGAGCUUCUGAUUGACGAAGGCGCCGAGGUUGGUUGGUCACACCCAGACAAAGACGGCUCGGCUGGAAAACGAACAUGUGUCCUUGCCGCCCUCUGCGACUGGGGGCUGGACUUGUACGUGUCCGAGGAGCAGCAGGCAGAAACAUGGGCGGACGUGGAGGAAUUAGACGGUGAACAACAAACCGCCGACGAGACUGUGGACGAAGACGCGGUGGAAAACACGCACGAUACAGUGGCUUAUAGACUUCAGUCGCUAGGCGAAGAAAAGCUCCAGGUAGAGGAAGCCCUGUUCAUUACCAUGAUGGAGGAAGGAAUCGACAGACCACUCAACGCAAACCAACUUCGGUGGACACUUGAGACGGUUCUCCAAGGGUACGCCAAGAGGGCUUCUUCAAACCCUCAUCCACGCCUACUGAUUCAUUAUAUCAAAAUUGUCAAUUAUCUGACGGCAAGGGGCGCGACAUUCGAGGGACUCCACAAAAAGUCCGUUAAAAUACUUGCAAUCAUUGGGAGCUAUUGGCGAGAUAGCUAA